Molecule: messenger RNA, 501 nt
Organism: Antrostomus carolinensis (chuck-will's-widow)
Lineage: Eukaryota; Metazoa; Chordata; Aves; Caprimulgiformes; Caprimulgidae
Gene: VSIG4
Product: V-set and immunoglobulin domain containing 4
Exons: 2
Biological process (GO): negative regulation of complement activation, alternative pathway; negative regulation of T cell proliferation; negative regulation of macrophage activation
Molecular function (GO): complement component C3b binding
Source: RefSeq, a predicted model, not a curated record
GACAUUCUCUCUUCUGCUGCAUUCUUAUUUCUUCCCUCCAACUAUUGUUCCCUGCAGCCCUCCUGGAUCUGUCUAGUGUCCACCAGGUCCAGGCCACAUGGAUGGGAUCCACCACUUUACCGUGUACCUACACGCCCUCAGAAGGUUUCACACAGCAAACGCUCAUCUGGAGUGUGGAGCGAGACUAUAGCACCUCUACCGUCUUUCGGAGGGACGAUUCUGGUGACCACAUCUUGUUGUCUCGGUUCAGAGACCGGGUCAGCGUCCCAAAGCACACCCCAGGGGACACCUCACUCCUAAUAGAGAACCUUGAAAUCCCUGACAGCGGACACUAUACCUGUCAAGUCAUCUGGAGGUCUGAAAAUAACAGCUUGAUAACAAAGGAGGUGACCACUACAGUUAAAGUCGUCAAAGUUGCGGCGACCAAGCCCGUCAUCAGGGCCGGCGAGCUGGGGCUGACGGUGCCGGCAGGAGCCAGGACCAGCCUGACUUGCGUGGCCA